AUGAAUGGUUCUUCCACUUCUGCAAUUGAAAUAAGCCUCUGGCGCACUUGGGCCCUGACAGUCACUCACGAGGCAUGUGAAUAUACUGCACAGAAAUUCAAUGCAGAGAAGACAGGAGGAGACCCGGUGAUACCUUCUCCUAACCUAAACACUGAUCUAGUGAUGGCCUGCAAUCAAUUGGUAGAUCGCCUCAUAAAGGCAUGUAAAAAUCCGAUUCAGAUGAACAUCAACAUUGGAAGAUAUAGCAGAUUGAUCUCCCCGAAGAACACCAUGCACAAUGAGGAGAAAGAGGAGAAGUUGCUUAAGAGAUGUCCUCCCGGCCAUAAGGGGACAAGAUGUGUCCAGCACCAUCAUCACAUGGUACCUCCCAGACGCCCUGACAGCCAAAACACAGAAGGAAAUUUUGGCAGCCACCCUCCGAGUUUGGAAAGAAGUAUGAAGGUUGAUGGGAAUUGGCGAACCAAUCCGGAGUGGUUCAAAUGCUGCUCGGAAGAUGUUGGCCUACCUGCCGGGUGCAUUAAUUUAUCUCUGGCAUGGUUUCAACAGGGGCAUAAGAUAGGAUUUGAUAGGAUGAUGAUUUUGAAUCUAGCAGACACGGAGGUAUCUGCAUCAUUAAAGGGACCAUUGUCCAAGGGAAUCCUAAAUGCCAUUGCAAGGCUGGCAGCCAUCGCAUCAGCGGCGCUCAGGAUCAUGCAUCCGGAGCAGUACUGGGCAGGGUUACAAACAUUUUCAAGCCUCGGAGAAAAGGCAGAAAGCAAGGAACUGCCAAGAAUGUCCAAGAUCCUCCAGUACUGGGCAUCCGUGUUUAACACGCUAUCCAUCAUUUCCAAUCGUCAAACCCCAUAUCGAUUGUCAGACAUGGGGUUCAUGAGGUGGAGGGGGAUAGGGUUGGGUGGGCAUGGGUUCCCUCAUGCGGAUGGGCUAGGGUGGAUUGACAAACCCUACCACCAUGUGGAAGAUGAAACAAGUAGAAAGUGUAAUUACCCGCAUCAGUACCUGCUUUCGACUACCAAGUAUGAACUGUCUCUCUUGAUGACACUCGAGCCUUCCGUGUCUCUUGAUGAUACUCGAGCACCAACACAUUCAGCACGAGAGAGUGGGGGUUCAGUUGUGGGGCGCAGUUACAAAAGGCCGGCCCUGGGUUGGAGUAGCACAGAAGAUAUCAUCGACCUUACCCUAGGCAAUGCUAAGAAGAACGGUCUGUUGCAAAAGGAACCUACAAGUCAAAAGGGCACAGAGAAGCAAAGAAAUACUCAGAUCCUAUUGACAGUCAUCAAGGCCAGGAGCUCGGUAACCGGGUCUUGGCACUCGGGUCUUGAUAUUUGGACCUCGGUAGUUAACUGCCAGGAGUCGGGAAUCGAUAAUGGAGAUCUGGAACUUGAAGUUCGAUAUUCAGCAGUCAACAUUCGGCACUCGACACUCGGUAGUUAUGUUCCAGGAGUCAGGAAUUGGUAA
Messenger RNA from Suillus bovinus, 1455 nucleotides. RefSeq lists its product as uncharacterized. Lineage: Eukaryota; Fungi; Basidiomycota; Agaricomycetes; Boletales; Suillaceae. The record is from RefSeq and is a predicted model, not a curated record. The transcript has 9 exons. The coding region runs from base 1 to 1455 and encodes 484 amino acids.